Mycena citricolor is the source of this 1299-nucleotide messenger RNA. The record is from the annotation of a GenBank genome assembly. NCBI's taxonomy places the organism in Eukaryota, Fungi, Basidiomycota, Agaricomycetes, Agaricales, Mycenaceae.
UCGGGCAUCAGAUUCCGCGCUGAGCGUGCCAUGUUUUCCUCGUCACGCCUUGUGCGGUCGGUUCUCGUCUAUCAGUCCGUUCGCUUCCAACGAAUCUUUCUGCCCCGCGCUAGUCAACAACUUCUUGGCCUGGAAAAAGACAGAUUUCUCUUGCAGCGGUGUCGGUGGGGGUUUCUACGGCGAUUCAGGGAUGACGUGUCACGAGCAGGAGGUGGAGCAUCAUCACACCAUUUGCCAGCACACGCCACUGCUAGAAGCGGCGUAUGUCUGUGCCGUACACUGCUCGUGCGGAGCGCUUGUUACCUAUGAAAACAGACGAUUUCUCUAUCUCACGCGAGAUUACUACGACUGGCAGAGAACCAGUCCCGAAAUGUGCUCCUUAACUGACAGUCUCUAGCACUGACUGCUCCACUCACUCUUCCGGCAUGCCUGUCGCCCUUUUCCAUUGUGUCGAACACACACGGUCAUACCGCUCGGCGUGAGCGCACAUAUCAGCACAAGAAGUAGCGCGAAAGUGCCGGUAGGUCUAAGAAACUCACAAUCUUUAGAUGUUCACGUAACGCGAUGGAUUCGGGCGGGUCGAGGUCGGACAGAGCUGCGGACUGGGCAUCGGCUGUCGCCGAAUCUUUGAAAGCUUCCCAUUGAUAGCACGGAUGAUAGAUGACUGUUCGUCUGUCUGAGGGUUAUUUGUAUAACGGAUUAAGCGAUUCUAACCAAGCUGCCGACCGUUCACCCCAUUCGGUCAAUGCUGGAACCCCCAAACCCCAAGAAGAACUCAUAUUCAUGCGGUUUCCUGUUGGCGUCGUUCUGAAUGAUUUUGCUAAAGGUUCCCAGCAGGAUGUAUGCGCACUCACGGCGAAAGUCGAUUCUAGAACAUGUCUGAUGAACUGGAAUCAUUGCACCGGGCAAAGUUCCCGAACGCUGUACGGAAAAAAGCGCUGACUGACGUGCAAUACUUGUGAUUCUACGUAGCCAACAGCGUGGCUUUCCACCCCACAGUCGUUACUAGCGAUGAGCUAGACUCGUUUCUAUUGUGCGCAAUCUUUCCCGGCUACCCUUUGAUCGUCGAUGUGCGGAACCACUUGUCCCAAAAUAUCUUUUGAGGAUGUCGGGCUCGGCUUUCGUCUGUUAUCACAGGAAAACAAGCGGAAUUGCUCUCAAAGUUCUCCUGGAUGAAUUUACGUAUCCUUCCCGUUCCGGUCCACUGCGCGUGCCGCAAAGGCAUAAUCGAAGAGCCAGAUUACUCCGACCACGGGCCUCGGUAGGAGGACGCUGAAAGUACUCAAGUUGACGUUCUUU